This is a messenger RNA of Triticum aestivum (bread wheat), 1831 nucleotides long. Its product is annotated as tryptophan decarboxylase 2. The coding region runs from base 326 to 1678 and encodes 450 amino acids. Gene Ontology annotation, molecular function: carboxy-lyase activity; pyridoxal phosphate binding. The record is from RefSeq and is a predicted model, not a curated record. Gene Ontology annotation, cellular component: cytoplasm. Lineage: Eukaryota; Viridiplantae; Streptophyta; Magnoliopsida; Poales; Poaceae. Gene Ontology annotation, biological process: carboxylic acid metabolic process; amino acid metabolic process. The transcript is spliced from 12 exons.
AAUACAUACCAGAGCUUGAACAGAUAAGGUAGAACUAUGAAGACGAUAUCUCAGAUGUGUAUGGAGGCUACGAAUCACCGUAACAAUUAUUAGAAGUGGUGGCUGCCGGGAGUAUGAGGAAGUUGGAGUGGAGGACUGACUACCGAGGAUCACAAAGACAGUAAGUAAUGGGGACUGAGACUCAGAAGGUACCGUGCGUUGGCGAAUAUAGUGAAUGGAAAUUCAGAACUGUCAAAAUUUACAUACAAUAGAUGGCGUGGCUAACAGAGGAAAAAGUGCAGAUGGUGGGGGAUAAUAUGGUACUACUGAUUGUGCCACUGAGGGAAUGCAGUCGCGGCCAGGAUAUCUGAAGGAACUUCUUCCAGAUUCAGCUCCUAACCGACCUGAUACUUUGGAUGCCCUUUUUGACGAUAUUCGUGAGAAGAUAAUACCUGGAGUAACUCAUUGGCAAAGUCCAAGUUAUUUUGCAUACUAUCCCUCAAAUAGCAGCACUGCUGGAUUCCUGGGGGAGAUGCUUAGUGCUGCCUUUAACAUCGUUGGCUUCAGUUGGAUAACCUCUCCUGCUGCAACUGAGCUAGAGGUUAUAGUCUUAGACUGGUUUGCAAAAAUGCUUAAGCUUCCAAGCCAAUUUCUGUCAGAUGCGCCUGGUGGAGGAGUAAUCCAGGGUACUGCCAGUGAAGCAGUUCUUGUUGUACUAUUGGCUGCACGAGAUAGAACUUUAAAGAAGCAUGGGAAAAAGUCCCUUGAAAAGUUAGUAGUUUAUGCAUCUGAUCAGACACAUUCUGCUCUGCAAAAGGCAUGCCAGAUUGCAGGAAUUUUCCCAGAGAACUUCAGAGUUGUCAAAGCUGACUGUAGUAAGAACUAUGCUGUUGCACCUGAAGCAGUGACAGAGGCCAUUUCCAUUGACUUGUCAUCUGGUUUGAUACCAUUCUUCAUCUGUGCAACAGUAGGCACAACAUCUUCAUCGGCCGUGGACCCCUUGCCUGAACUAGGAAACAUAGCACAGGGCCAUGACAUGUGGUUCCACAUUGAUGCUGCAUAUGCUGGAAGUGCUUGUAUAUGCCCAGAGUAUCGACAUCACCUUGAUGGAGUGGAAAAAGCUGAUUCAUUCAAUAUGAAUGCACACAAAUGGUUCCUCACAAACUUCGACUGUUCUUUGCUAUGGGUUAAGGACAGGAGUUAUCUUGUGGAAGCAUUGUCUACAAAUCCAGAGUUUCUUAAGAAUAAGGCUUCCCAAGCAAAUUCUGUUGUUGAUUUCAAGGAUUGGCAAAUUCCACUUGGUCGUCGUUUUAGAUCACUCAAGCUAUGGAUGGUCUCGAGGCUUUAUGGCGUGGAAAAUCUGCAGAGUUAUAUCAGAAAGCACAUACAGUUGGCUGAACAUUUUGAACAACUUGUACUAUCUGACUCAAGAUUUGAGGUUGUGACUCCGAGACUUUUUUCCCUUGUUUGUUUCCGCCUUCUGCCCCCAACUUCUGAGGAUGAGGGUGGUCGUCAACUUAACUAUGACCUAAUGGAUGCCGCUAACUCAAGUGGGAAGAUCUUCAUCUCACAUACGGUUCUUGCUGGCAAGUUUGUCUUGAGAUUUGCGGUUGGAGCACCGCUGACAGAGGAGCAACAUGUGGAUGCCGCUUGGAAGCUCUUGCAAGAUGAGGCCACCAAGCUCUCAGGAAGUGCGUAGGUUACUAUAAUGGCAAUUGUUCAUUGAUUAAGCUGCAGUGUUCAGGCCUAUUAUCAUGAUAAGCUUUCACAGCUGCUCAUACAAACAGUUUUUGAAAGAAACUUGGACAGUUGAAAUACGAAACUACUAUAUCCAUACGAUCUUUCCUCGUCA